Dovyalis caffra is the source of this 798-nucleotide messenger RNA. The record is from the annotation of a GenBank genome assembly. Lineage: Eukaryota; Viridiplantae; Streptophyta; Magnoliopsida; Malpighiales; Salicaceae.
AUGUCAGCUCUACCAGACGAACUCUGGAGACAAAUUCUGGAAAUUGGAAUAAAAAACUCAAAAUUCAACUACAAAGAUCUUUGCUGCAUCUCAAUCUCCUGUAGACGCCUCAACCGUUUAUCCUCUGAGGACCCCCUCUGGUCCCAUUUUCUCUCCUCGGAUUUCCCUUCUUCAAAUCAACGAAACCCUAGCCCUAACACUAACCCCAACAGCAACAAUUCAACUUCAACAUCAGUUAAAUCAACUUAUAAAAUCAAGUUUGAUAGGGAGAAAGCGAGGAAAGUAGCGGCACACAGAAGGGCGGUGCUUAGGAAGGAGAGUGAAGUUUUGGAAUUUGAAAGGAAAAUUAGAGAAAUUGAGAAUGGAUUGCGCCAAGAGACGGAGAAAAUGAGAGCCGCAAUUACUGAAUUGUCCAAUUUACACAAGGUCAGGCAAGCUUCUGUGGCUUUGAAUGUGUGGCAGCCAGAAGUUAUUAGGGGUAGGCAAAAGCAAAUAGUGGAGCAGAGUGCUGUUCCAGUUGAAUCUCGAGUUCAUUCACUUGAGAUGGAACUUAAGCUUUGCAGGCAACAAUUAGCAGGCUUUGAUAAGGCUUAUAGAGAUGAGAAGCGGAGACUUGAGAUAGCAAGGGAACAGUUGGCGUCCAUGAAAUAUCAUCCAGUACGAGAUUAUAGGUUGAUAAGUAGUGGGGACAAGGAAGGUAACAAAAGGAAGAAGAAGUUGAAAACAUCUGUUAUCUGUAAGAGCCUCAAACUUUUUGUUGUGGAGUCUGGAGCGGAUGGGAGUCAUAACGGUUCCUGA